Molecule: messenger RNA, 1829 nt
Organism: Ooceraea biroi (clonal raider ant)
Lineage: Eukaryota; Metazoa; Arthropoda; Insecta; Hymenoptera; Formicidae
Gene: meigo
Product: Solute carrier family 35 member B1 homolog meigo
Biological process (GO): UDP-galactose transmembrane transport
Cellular component (GO): Golgi membrane; endoplasmic reticulum membrane
Molecular function (GO): UDP-galactose transmembrane transporter activity; UDP-glucose transmembrane transporter activity
Source: RefSeq, a predicted model, not a curated record
AUGGCCACCGCUAACAAGCACUCGAAGCUGCUGAUAUGCGCGAUCGGCAUAUUCGUAUGCUACUUCUACUUCGGCAUGCUGCAGGAGAAGAUCACGCGCGGCCAGUACGGCGACGGGGAGAAUCGUGAGAAGUUCACGUACAUGUUCGCGCUGGUGUUCGUCCAGUGCCUGGUGAACUACGUGUUCGCCAAGACGAUCCUGCUGACGGUGAUGAAGCAGGGCGAGGACACCACGUCGACGCUGUACUACGCGCUGUCAUCCCUCACGUACCUCCUCGCGAUGGUGUGCAGCAACAUGGCUCUACAAUUCGUUAGCUAUCCCACGCAGGUGAUCGGCAAAGCCGGCAAGCCCAUCCCUGUGAUGAUACUCGGUGUCCUGCUGGGGAAGAAGGUAUACCCAAUUAGGAAGUACGUUUUCAUCUUCCUGAUUGUCAUCGGCGUUGCACUGUUCAUGUACAAGGACGGCGGCGUUACCAAGAAGCAGUCCGACUCGCAGUUGUCGGUCGGGGAGUUGUUGUUACUACUGUCGUUGACGAUGGACGGGCUGACGAGUGCGGUGCAGGAGCGGAUGAGAGCGGAGCACAACUCGAAGUCAGGUCACAUGAUGCUCAACAUGAACGUGUGGUCUGCCGUUUUAAGCGGCAUAGUGAUACUCGUUUCCGGAGAGCUCGUCGAGUUCAUUCGCUUCCUGCAACGCUACCCCACUACCGUGUGGCAUAUAACGACGUUUUCCGUAGCCGGGGCAUGUGGGCAGUACUUUAUAUUUCUGACUGUAGCCGAGUUCGGUCCGCUGCCCUGCUCGAUCAUCACCACCACUAGAAAGUUCUUCACUGUCCUAGGUUCUAUAUUGAUCUUCGGUAACAGUCUCUCUUCCAGGCAGUGGUUGAGUACGUUUAUAGUAUUCUCAGGUCUGUUCCUAGACGCCAUGUAUGGCAAGGAUAAGAGCAAGAAGGAUAUCGUCAAAUAGGAUUUACGCGCGAUUAUUGUCUCAACGUCUACUCGAACGGACGAAUCUGUCGAGUAGUACGUACUUCCAGUACGUACGUUUAAGUUACUGUAUGAUUAAAGAUUUAUUUAAAGUGCUUAACACUGAAGAGUACGAGUUAGAAAGGAUUUCUAAUCGUAGCGAGAACAGCAAAUUUAUAUUUUUCCAAUUAAUGCAAAAGGAAUUGUAAAAGUUCUUAUGAGAUCAUUUUGUAAGAACGUAAUUUUUUCGUAAUCGCAGAAAAUUCGUUCAAUACCAGAGGCAUUAUUGAAAAAUGGAUGAAGUACUACGUGCGGAGAGCACGUAACGCUCUUGACAGUUCUCUUUUCUCAUUAAUUAUAUUAAUAAUCUUUUUAGAACCAAGAAGAGAUGGAACAGUGAACUGUUUUUUAUACUUUUACCAUUUAAUAGAAUAUGCAACCUACUUUUAUACACAAGGUCAAGAACUGAUGGAAGAAGAACGAGCAUAUACCUGUUAUAUGCCCGUGAAUGUAUCUCAGGAUGUGUGUGCGUGUGCAUAGAUCUAUACAAAUCGCUAAUAUUGUACAUAGCAAAGUGAUGCGAUUGCAAGAAGAGACUAACAGAUCCUUCCAUUUGUUUAAGAGGGUAUGAUUGCGUUUGUUUAAUUUCUACCGUAGGCUCGUUAAUCUAUCGUCAGUAAUUCCAUCGUCACUUUAUCAUGGAAUACUGGUUUAUAUAUAUUUACACAGAUUUUAUAUUUAUUUCAAUGUAAUAUACAAUUAUAUUCGUUAAUCUUGAGAGCUUUCAUGAGAUGAUUGUCGAUGUGUGUUCUAGCAAUCUAAGAAUAAGUUAUUAUAAGUUAUUAAAGAAAUAUUCAGAUAAAA